Chironomus riparius is the source of this 1846-nucleotide messenger RNA. Lineage: Eukaryota; Metazoa; Arthropoda; Insecta; Diptera; Chironomidae. The record is from the annotation of a GenBank genome assembly.
GCAGCAUCACAUAGGAUUGCUUUAAAGACUGAUAUUUAUAUCACCAAAAUUACAUAGAAACCAACUAUGACUUACAUGUGCAAAAUCAAAACAAACUGAAUUAUUUUCUUUAAAUAAGGACUGAAAAGGUUUAAUUAUAGUAAAAAUGCAGUGCUAUUACGAGCUAUUAGAAGUAGAAAGGAAUUCAGACGAUGACACAAUCAAGAAGAAUUAUAGAAAGCUCGCAUUAAGAUUCCAUCCAGACAAAAACAUUGAUAAUGAAGAUGAAGCUAAGAAAAAGUUUCAAUUGAUCCAGCAAGCUUAUGAAGUGCUGUCUGAUCCACAAGAGAGGGCAUGGUACGAUAAGCACAGAGAUCAGAUUUUGAAAGGAAGACAGUCAAAUUACGAAGAUGAGUCACUGGAUGUUUAUCAAUAUUUCAAUUCAUCAUGCUAUAAAGGUUUUAAUGACAGUAAAGAAGGUUUCUAUACUGUGUAUAGAAUAGUUUUCGAGAAAAUUGCAGCUGAGGAUUCUGAAUAUCAUUUAGAAGAAGACGAUUUUCUUAAUAUUCCAAUGUUUGGAAAUUCAUCAAGUAGUUUUGAUGAUGUAAUUAAAUUCUAUGGACACUGGGAGAGUUAUUCUACAAAGAAAUCAUAUUCAUGGCUGUUUACACAUGAUGUCAAUGAAAUUCGUGAUCGUCGUGUGCUGAAAUUAAUCGAUAAGGAACAUAAGAAAAUCCAACAGAAAGCUAGAAAAGAAAGAAAUGACGAAGUUAAAUCAUUAGUGUUGUUUGUAAAGAAACGUGAUAAGAGAAUGGCUGAAUAUAGAAAAAUGCUGGAAGAAAAAGCUGCUCACAAUCGUCUCAAAAGUCAACAGAAUCGAUUAGACCAAAUUAGAAAGAGAACUGACGAAAUCAGAGAGCAACAAAGGAACUCAAAAGUCCACAAAGAUCAACAGGACCAGCUCAAAAAAUUAGAAGAAGAAUAUUUGAAUCAAUUCUCAGACAGUGAAUAUUCUGACGACGAAAACGAGCAAGAUUUAGAUGAUGUCGAGGGAAUCGAAAAUGAUAUCGAUGAAUGUCAGUUAAACUCUGAUGAAUUCGAGGAAGAAUUUGACGAGGAACUAUACUGUAUAGCAUGUAAUAAAAGUUUUAAGAAUGAAGGAGCCAAAAGCAAUCAUGACGCUUCAAAGAAGCAUAAACAGAAUGUUGAAAAGCUGAAAAAGGAAAUGAAUUCUGAGGAAGAAAGUUAUCAAAAGGCUGUAAAUGGAAAUAAGGAUUUAGAAGUUUCUGCUGAUGAGUCAGAGGAAGCAGCAACAACAUCAAAGUCCAAAAUCAAAAAGUCGAAGAAAAAGAAGUCAAAGAAAUUUCAAAAUGUCGAGGAACCAGUUAAGUCAGAGAGUGAGCAUGAUGAUAUUCAGGUUGAAGCUGUACAGGAAAAUCCAGAGCCUAUAGAAUUACUUAAUAAGAGUGAUAGCGACGAUGAUGACUGGUCUAGCAAUAAAAAAAGCAAGAAAGUAAAGUCAAAAAGCAAGAAAGAGAAAAAGGAACCCAAAAAGGAAGUAAAAGAACUAGUCGUAGAGCCACAAAAGGAUUUAAAGACUGAUCCAAUUGAACCUGAAGAUAUAAUUUAUCGCUGUGCAACCUGUAAGCAGGUAUUUCAGUCCAAAAAUAAAUUAUUUACUCAUCUCAAGAGUACAGGACAUAGUGUCCAUUUAGGGGAAGUAAAGCAUAAGCUAGCUGAAAAGGUUGGGUCGAAAAAGAAGAAAUAAUUUAAGUAAAAUGUAAAAAUAAAUGAAAUUAAACUUUAUUAAUGUAACGAUUUUCAUAAAAUAUUGCAGAAUCUAGUUUCGUACUUCUUUUGAGAAUAG